This is a messenger RNA of Misgurnus anguillicaudatus (oriental weatherfish), 2424 nucleotides long. RefSeq names its product cytochrome P450 2J2. Gene Ontology annotation, biological process: xenobiotic metabolic process. The record is from RefSeq and is a predicted model, not a curated record. Gene Ontology annotation, molecular function: iron ion binding; heme binding; oxidoreductase activity, acting on paired donors, with incorporation or reduction of molecular oxygen, reduced flavin or flavoprotein as one donor, and incorporation of one atom of oxygen. Gene Ontology annotation, cellular component: cytoplasm; intracellular membrane-bounded organelle. NCBI's taxonomy places the organism in Eukaryota, Metazoa, Chordata, Actinopteri, Cypriniformes, Cobitidae.
AGUCUUGGACAAAAACUACAUAAAUAUUUAUAGGCUGCAGAGCGCAAAUGCUAGUUGUCUAGAGACAGUCGAUCAGUUAAACACCAUGAUCCUACAAUUUAUAUUCAACAACCUUGAUUUUAAAUGCUGGGGUUUUUUAUUUGUUGUUUUUCUGCUUCUAGUAGAUGUUAUUAAGAAUAAGAAUCCGUACAAUUUCCCCCCGGGACCUUGGCCUUUACCAUUCCUGGGAAAUGUCUUUACUGAGAUGGAUUUUAAGACCAUGGAUAAGUUGACUGAAGUCUAUGGGAAGAUAUUCAGCUUAAAAGUGGGCGGUCAUAAAAUGGUUAUAGUGUCUGGAUAUAAACUGGUAAAAGAAGCCCUGAUUGGCCAGAUUGACUGCUUUGUCGACCGACCAAAAAUUCCUCUGUUUGACAAAUUUUUUAAGGGACUAGGUAUGAUAUCGAGUAGUGGAUACAUCUGGCACAUGCAUAGGAAGUUUACUGUCUCCCAUCUACGAACCUUUGGAGAGGGAAAGAAAAGCCUUGAGUUUGACAUCCAGCAAGAGUGUGUUUGCCUUUGUGAUGCUUUUAGGGCAGAAAAGGGACCAUUCAAUCCGCAGGUCACAUUAAACAGUGCUAUCUCGAAUGUCAUUGCAUGCUUGUUAUUUGGACAGCGCUUUGACUAUCAUGAUGAAUAUUACCAAAACAUCCUGCGCCUUGACACUGAAUGCAUUCAGCUAGCAGGCUCACCUAGGGUACAGUUGUACAAUGUGUGUCCUUGGCUUUUUGAAUACAUACCUGGCCCUCACCAAAAAAUGUUUGCCAACUAUAAGAAGAUUACAGACUUUCUGAGGGGAGAGAUAAAAAAACACAGAGAUGACUGGGACCCUUUAAACCCUCGUGACUUUAUAGAUACCUACCUGGCAGAGAUGGAGAAGAAAAAGAGUGACCCUGAAGCUGGCUUUAAUAUAGAAAGUUUAGUGGUGUCUUGCCUUGACAUGCUUGAAGCUGGAACAGAGACGGCAACAACAACAUUACGCUGGGGUUUGCUCUUUAUGAUAAAGUUUCCAGAAAUACAGGUAAAGGUCCAAGAAGAGAUAGAUCGAGUCAUUGGCCAGAUUCGUCAACCCAGCUUGGCUGACAAAGUUAACAUGCCUUAUACUGAAGCUGUUAUCAAUGAGAUACAGAGAUUUGGUAACGUUCUGCCACUAGGACCCUCGAAACAAGCUGUUAAAGACACUACGAUAGGGAAAUACAUUGUUCCAAAGGGCACCAUCCUUACAACAAACCUGUCUUCAGUUCUGAAUGAUCCAGAUGAAUGGGAAACACCUCAGACCUUUAACCCUCAACACUUUCUGGAUGAUAAUGGCAAGCUUCGAAAGAGAGAUGCCUUCAUGCCAUUUUCAGCAGGUAAGAGAUCAUGCUUGGGAGAGCAGCUGGCCCGUAUGGAGCUUUUUCUUUUCUUCACUACCAUGCUGCAGCGGUUUACAUUCUCUAAAUGUCCAGGAGAGGAGCCCAGUUUGGACGGAGAGAUGUGGUUUACAUACGCUCCUUCUCCCUUCCGCAUUUGUGUGACCUCACGUUAGACUUUGUACCAGAGUCAAACACGUUUGGUAACUGUACAUUAUAAGGAAAAAGAAAUCUUACUAAUGAUGUCUAUCGAAUAUCUUAUGAUAUUAUUGCAUAUUUUUAUUAUUUUACAGUUUAAAAUAAAGGUACAAAAGUUGUCACUAAGGCAGUACCCUUUGAAAAAGGUCCUAUGUACCAUACAAAUAUGUAUCUUUGAACUACCAAUAUUUACCUUUUGACGUACUAAUAUGCAAUCUUUUGGGUACAAAGGUGUACCUUUUUGUCCCAGUGACAACUUUUGUACCUUUAUUACAUUGCAACAUUGCAGAAAGCAUUAUAAAAAUAAGAAAUUAUUUGAUUAAUUUAAUAAUGGAAAUUCAUAAAAGGAUAAUUUUGUAUUAAAUAGAUAGGGGUUUUCUUCUAAGUUCUCACAUUUUUGUCUCAAAGUAAGACUUCAAUGCAUCUGAUGUGUUAUUGAAGCAAUACUUUAAGUUUUAUUCUUCAUAUUAGAUUUCCUAUAAAUUAAUUAAUGGGUAGCUUUAGUGUUUUUACACCCUUCCGUCAAUAAAACCAAUAUUUUGACAUGGGUAAAACCCAAAAUGUUUGAAAAUACCCAUUAAUGUCAUGUCAUACAGCAUGUUUUCUUGUUUUUUUUCUUAAUGAGACCAUCAGGCAACAUCCGUGAUUGUACCAAGUUUUCCCCCUUACAGGAAAAGCCACAUAAAUUUCACAUGUGCAAAAACCCAUGGGAUCACACAAGAAAAACAAGUCACUGCUUGUUUCACAUGUGAAAUUCACACUGUCCAUGUGUGAAAAACAUGAAGUUCAUAUGCUUUCUGUAAGGGCUUUAAUGCAACAAUAAAGACCAUGCUGCACA